Molecule: messenger RNA, 1194 nt
Organism: Miscanthus lutarioriparius
Lineage: Eukaryota; Viridiplantae; Streptophyta; Magnoliopsida; Poales; Poaceae
Source: the annotation of a GenBank genome assembly
AUGAUCGCGUCGCAGCCGCGCCGGGUCCGGCCCCUCGCCGCCGUCUCCCUGGUGCUGUUCCUCCUCCUCCUGUACAGCCGCUCCGAUGGUGGCUCGCCGCGCGCCGCGCGGCUUCUGGGCUCCGGAUUGCAUCCGGCGCACCGUAGGUUCCUCUCCGAUGCUGACCCUGCCGGCCCCGCCGCAUCCAGCGCCGCGAAUCCUUCGGGGUCCGCUACGCUGAAUGGCGAGCAGCCGGAGCACCCUUCCGCGGCGUGCUCGGGCAUCGCGCGGCACGAGGGGUUCGGGACGCAGUGCGAGUUCCUCCGGGCCCACCCGCAGUGCAGCUCCGGUGGGUUCGUCGACUACCUAGGCUUCUUCUACUGCAGAUGCGAGAGGUUCAGGGUGCUGGGCUACGCGGUGCUCGGGGUAUGCCUGGCCGCGCUGUUCUAUAUGCUGGGCAAUACCGCUGCCGACUACUUCUGCUGCAGCCUUGAGAAGAUGUCGGCACUGCUGCGGCUCCCACCCACCGUGGCUGGCGUGACGCUGCUCCCCUUUGGUAAUGGCGCUCCCGAUGUGUUUGCUAGCAUCGCGGCGUUUAUGGGGAGCGGUGCUGGUGAUGUUGGGCUGAACAGUGUGCUCGGUGGAGCUGUAUUCGUGACCUGUGUUGUGGUUGGGGCAGUGUCAUUGUGCGUUGCGGAGAAGAAUGUGCAGAUUGAUCGGAGGUGCUUUGUGAGGGAUGUUGGGUUCUUUCUGGUGACUCUGCUCGCUUUGUCUGUAGUGUUGAUCGUUGGGAAGGUGACUGUUUGGGGAGCUAUGAUGUUUGUGUCGAUUUAUGCAGUCUAUGCAUUUGUUGUGGCUGCAAAUGAGGUGUUGAGGAAACAUGCCAGGAGACUGAAGUUUGAUGUGGUCACACCAUUGCUGCCUGUGAGGGCAAGUAUAUUUGAACAAGGAGCAGAGGAGGAUGAUUCAGUGUACAGUUCACUUCUUGAGGAGGAUGCAGAUGGUGAGGCGGCCCAAAUGAAUACAUCCUUGCCUCAGUGGAUGUGGGCUUCUCAUGUGGCCAUCUACUCAAAUCAUGGAAAUAGAGUUGGUUCGCCUGACAGCUCAAGGCCAUUGUGGGGUUGGAGUGAGGGAGAAGUGGAUAACUCCACGUUCAAUAUUUCCAGGCUGUUUUUACGUUUAUGGAGCUUCCCUUGGCGAUACCAAGAAGGUUGA